This is a messenger RNA of Elgaria multicarinata webbii, 1011 nucleotides long. RefSeq names its product chromosome 3 C19orf67 homolog (gene C3H19orf67). The transcript is spliced from 6 exons. Lineage: Eukaryota; Metazoa; Chordata; Lepidosauria; Squamata; Anguidae. The coding region runs from base 4 to 1011 and encodes 335 amino acids. The record is from RefSeq and is a predicted model, not a curated record.
AAAAUGGCCGGCAAGCAAGGGUACAGUUGUCUCUCUGAUGGCUCUGUGGAUGUUCCGUCUUCUAGCCCUGAAGGCACCCUGACUCUCAGUCCUCAUAGCCCAGGGCUGUGCCUCAUCUCCCCUCCCGUUUCAGAGUCCCACUGGCUGAGCAAUGCACCACCACAGUCCAAGUCACCAUCAGAAGUGAACAUCACUUUGGAGGAGCUCCUGGCUCCCAUUACUGAAAAGCUCAAGUAUUUGCUGAAGAAAGCAGAGGACUUCCAGACAUACUUGUUGUACAGCAGAGACAGAAUGCAGAAGGAGCAGUUUGCCAAAGCCAUGCCCACCUUUCUGCAGAUGUGCCAGCCUUACUUCCACUAUCUGGAAUCCACAGCACGCAGCUGCACACCUUAUUUAAGACUCCCGCAGGAGCCAGUGAGGAGGCGGCUCCUGGAGAUCUCUCAGCAGUUGGCUUGCCAGCUGGAGCAACUGGUGCUGAUGUAUGCUUCCUUCAGCUUUGUCUCCCUAGAAGACACAGACCCAUUCAGUGUCUCAUGUUUCUUCUGUGGGAAGUUUUGGCUGAAUGAGGCACGGCAGGUUUCCAUCUUCCGAUAUUGCAUCUCAGCACCCUACACAGCCGCUCAUGUGCCCCACAACUUAUACAAGAAGAUGCGCUGGAACCUUGACAUCUUGGAAGGGUCUGCCAGCCGGAAUCAAACACCUCGCACAGAAUACUACUUCCUAUGCUUCCGUGAUACAGGAGAUGAAACCACAGUGAAGAUGCAGAAGCUCUGGUCCAUUGGACGCUGGGUACCCGUAGAUCCUGAUGGUGAGCACAGCUCCGAUGUACUCUCUUGGGUGUUGUGCCACCAGCCCAUGGGGGAUUACCAGCAGCUUGUGACAAUUGGAUUUGAAGAGCCUUCCCACACCUUAGCCACAGACCUCUUGGUACAGAUGCUAAAUGCUCAGAGUUCUGGCCUGCUUAAUCGCGAGUCCUCCUGCUGGGUGAGCCCAGGGGAACAGGUGCAGUAA